Molecule: messenger RNA, 621 nt
Organism: Diospyros lotus (date-plum)
Lineage: Eukaryota; Viridiplantae; Streptophyta; Magnoliopsida; Ericales; Ebenaceae
Exons: 2
Coding region: 1-621 (206 amino acids)
Molecular function (GO): nucleic acid binding
Source: RefSeq, a predicted model, not a curated record
AUGGAAGAUAUGUUGAGGGCGUGUGCAUUGGAUUUUCAUGGCAGUUGGGAUGACUAUUUGCCAUUGGUUGAGUUCGCCUAUAACAAUAGCUAUCACUCCAAUAUUGGUAUGCCGCCUUAUGAGGCAUUGUAUGGCCAGCCGUGUAAAUCGCCUAUUUGUUGGGAAGAGUCUGAGGAUAGAGCAUUAUUGGGAUCGGAGAUAAUUGAGCAAACUUCAGAGAGAAUUAAGACUAUUAGGGCACGAAUGAAAGCAACCCAAGAUUUGCAAAAGAGUUACGCAUAUAGGAGAAGGCAUGACUUGGAGUUUUCAGUAGGAGACCAUCGGGUUGGCUCUUUGACUUAUAGGUUGGCCUUGACACCUCAGUUAGCCGGCGUUCAUAACGUCUUCCAUGUGUCUAUGUUGAGGAAGUACGUGUCGGAUCCCCAGCACAUCAUCAACUAUCAGACCAUUGAGAUCGAGGAGGAUGUUGCAUAUGAGGAGAUGCCAGUUAGCAUCUUGGAGAGAAAAGAGAAAGUGUUGAGGAACCAGUCAAUUCCUUUCGCGAAUGUGCAGUGGCAGCGUCACUAUAACACCCCGCCUUACACCUGCACGUCCAGUAGCAGAGCCAAAAAAGAAUUUUAG